GAUCAGAGUAAACGACAUCGCCGAGCAAAAUGUCCGGUCUGAUCCUCAACCCGAAGCCAUUCCUGACAAACCUCACGGGCAAGCCUGUCGUUGCUCGACUCAAGUGGGGGAUGGAAUACAAGGGCGUACUGCUGUCAGUGGACUCAUACAUGAAUUUGCAGCUGGCCAACACGGAGGAAUAUAUCAACGGAGAGCUCACGGGCAACCUGGGAGAGACACUCGUGCGCUGUAACAAUGUUCUCUUUAUUCGAGGACUGCUGGAUGACGAGAAGCCGCCCGCCGAGGCACUCACGAAUGCUGCGGAGUCCAUGACGGACGACCUGUAGAGCUGCUCAUAUAAACAAAGAGAGAAAGAGUGGAAACAGGUAAUAUUAUGGACUGGGGAUCUCAGCGACAACGUGCCUCUCUAACGGCAAGGGAAUGGCUGGCACCAUCGAAGGGUGCCAGACCAACAGCAGAUAAAAUGGCUGUAGCACCACGCAGA
Phytophthora infestans T30-4 is the source of this 484-nucleotide messenger RNA. RefSeq names its product small nuclear ribonucleoprotein F, putative. Gene Ontology annotation, molecular function: RNA binding. The coding region runs from base 30 to 326 and encodes 98 amino acids. Lineage: Eukaryota; Oomycota; Peronosporomycetes; Peronosporales; Peronosporaceae. Gene Ontology annotation, biological process: mRNA splicing, via spliceosome; spliceosomal snRNP assembly. Gene Ontology annotation, cellular component: U1 snRNP; catalytic step 2 spliceosome. The transcript has 2 exons. The record is from RefSeq and is a predicted model, not a curated record.